CUGUUCCUGACCGGUUCGUGGCGGCAGAAGCAGCAGUAAAACUAAAACUUGUUGGGUUCUCUUCUUUACCUGGAGAGAAUCUAAAUAAAGUUGGAGUCUUUUUUUCCAAAUCAAACCCAUCUUCACACUUAUUAGUUGCAAUUGAAACGCUGACAUGGCUUCGACACUGUUCUCCAGAACCUUUCUGUCUGCAAGCCACCGCUUGAUCACUCCUUCUCUUCUCCCCCAAAAGACAACCCUUAAUCUCCCCUCCUUUCUUACUAGGAGAGGGUUCUACUCUCAGUUAGGCUUUUCCUCUACAGCUUAUAGAUCAGCUCGAGCUAUGGCUUCUACUGUGAGUGGGGCAAGAGCAGGCUACUCGACUUCAUCUGUACCAACUAAUGAGCCUGUUGUUUCUGUCGAUUGGCUCCAUUCUAAUCUUAGAGAGCCUGAUUUGAAGGUAUUGGAUGCGUCAUGGUACAUGCCAGAUGAGCAGAGGAAUCCCAUCCAAGAAUAUCAGGUUGCUCAUAUCCCCGGUGCUCUCUUCUUUGAUUUGGAUGGAAUAUCAGAUCGAUCAACAAGUUUGCCACAUAUGUUGCCGUCUGAGGAAGCUUUUGCUGCUGGUUGCUCUGCUCUUGGAAUUGAGAACAAGGACGGAGUGGUUGUUUAUGAUGCAAAGGGUGUCUUUAGUGCAGCUCGUGUGUGGUGGAUGUUCCGAGUUUUCGGGCAUGACAAAGUGUGGGUGCUGGAUGGAGGACUACCGAGAUGGCGUGCUUCAGGUUACGAUGUUGAAUCUAGUGCAUCAGGUGAUGCUAUUUUGAAAGCAAGCGCUGCAAGUGAGGCUAUAGAGAAAAUAUACCAAGGACAUACCGUGAGUCCAAUAACCUUUCAGACCAAGUUCCAGCCGCAUCUAGUGUGGACACUUGAUCAGGUUAAGAACAAUUUGGAGGAUCAAACAUAUCAACACGUAGAUGCACGUUCCAAAGCCAGGUUUGAUGGUACAGCUCCAGAACCCCGUAAGGGAAUAAGAAGUGGUCAUAUCCCUGGAAGCAAGUGUGUCCCUUAUCCUCAGUUGUUUGAUUCUGCUUCUCAAACAAUGUUGCCAGCAGAAGACCUGAAGAAACGAUUUGAACAAGAAGAGAUCUCAUUGGACAAGCCUAUUAUGGCUUCGUGUGGCACUGGGGUAACAGCUUGCAUCCUUGCAAUGGGGCUUCACCGAGUGGGGAAAACUGAUGUGCCAGUCUACGAUGGCUCGUGGACUGAAUGGGCAACACAACCAGACUUGCCCAUGGAAGGGGAGGAUUCUUCUUCGUGAAAUGUAACCGAGGGAAAGGCUAGCAACAAGAUUACUAGCACCAAACACGGAUGAUGUUUUUUCUUUAACUUGAGGAACAUAGCUUGCUUUGAAAUCUGCCUUGAGUAAAAGAGGACUGUGUCUAUAGAACUUUGAUUUUUUUUUUUCCUUUGGAAUAAAGUCAACAAACAGGAAAUUGUUAAUGGUCAUAUGAUUCAUGAAAACAAUUAUGAACAAGCUUUUUUUA
Messenger RNA from Raphanus sativus (radish), 1520 nucleotides. Its product is annotated as thiosulfate/3-mercaptopyruvate sulfurtransferase 1, mitochondrial. Gene Ontology annotation, molecular function: thiosulfate-cyanide sulfurtransferase activity. Bases 155 to 1294 code for a protein of 379 amino acids. NCBI's taxonomy places the organism in Eukaryota, Viridiplantae, Streptophyta, Magnoliopsida, Brassicales, Brassicaceae. The record is from RefSeq and is a predicted model, not a curated record. Gene Ontology annotation, cellular component: mitochondrion. Gene Ontology annotation, biological process: transsulfuration. The transcript has 12 exons.